AUGUCCAGCCGUCGCUGGGAGCAGAGCAGCCUCCCUCGCACGUGCUUGCCCUCCUCCUUCCCCGUCGACUCGUUCCGACCACGCCCGCGUCUCGUCUCGUCUCACUCCCCCGUCACUCCCGCUCGCCUCGUCGACCUCCGCCGCCGUCGUCGCCGCCGCCGCCGAUGCCUCGUAAGGCCUCGUCGACCUCAGAUUCGCGCCUCAAAUGGCGCAAGCGGAAGCGCAACCCCGACGCGUCCCCGUCCAAGCCCUCCACCUCGGCCGCCGCGGCGGCGGCCGCCGGCCACUCCUCCGACUCCGACUCCGCCGACGAGGACGCCGCCGCCGUCCACGGCGCGGCGGGGGACAGGGACGGGGCAGCCGGCGACGACGACGAGCCCCCCCGCGGCGUCCGAGGACCCCGCCGCGCUCGGCCUCCACGAGGCGGAGGUGCUGCCCUCGGCCGAGCCCAUCUCUGCGUUCCCCGCCGCCAAGCGCCGCGUGGUCAACCGGCCGCAUCCGUCCGUCCUCGCGCUGCUCGAGGCCGAGCGAUCCGCUUGUUCCGGCGAUGUCCUGGCCGUGGCACCGCCGGCGCUAGAGAACAUCUCGCACGGGCAGCUGCAGGUGCUGUCCGGGGUGCUUCCGGACCACCCAUCCCUUGCGACAGACCCCGACAAGCCGUCCUUGUAUGUGUGCACGCCGCCUCCCCUCAUGGAGGGGCAUGGAGUGCCCAAGCAGUUCCAGGGUCGCCUCCAUGUCGUGCCCAAGCACUCAGAUUGGUUCUCCCCGGGGACAGUUCAUAGGCUGGAAAGGCAGGUAGUGCCACACUUCUUUACAGGCAAGUCUCCAGGGCACACUCCGGAGAAGUAUGUCAUGUUAAGGAAUAGAGUCAUUGCUAAAUACUUAGAGAACCCAAGCAAGAGGCUUGCUUUUGCUGAGUGCCAGGGGCUUGUUGGGAGCACAGCUGAACUGUAUGAUCUGAGUAGGAUUGUUAGGUUCUUGGACACUUGGGGCAUCAUCAAUUACCUUGCGGCUGGGUCUGUGCACCGUGGCCUGAGGAUGGCAACUUCGCUUCUAAGAGAGGAACCUACAGGGGAACUGCAGCUGCUUACAGCGCCGUUGAAAUCAAUCGAUGGUCUAAUUUUGUUUGACCGGCCAAAAUGUAGCCUCCCAGCGGAGGACAUUUCUUCGAUGGCCCCGUCUUCGUCGAACUCGGAGGCUGUGGAUUUUGAUGCUGCAUUUGCUGACUUGGAUGCAAAGAUCAGGGAGCGUUUGUCUGAGAGCUCUUGCAGUUAUUGCUUACAGCCUUUGCCAAGUUUACAUUACCGGUCACAAAAGGAGGCAGAUAUUUUUCUAUGUUCUGUUUGCUUCCAUGAUGCGAGAUAUAUUAUUGGGCAUUCUAGCUUAGAUUUCCAGAGAGUCGAUGGGGAUAAUGAUGGAUCAGAAAAUGAUAGUGAUAAAUGGACUGAUGAAGAAACAUUGUUGCUGUUGGAAGGCAUUGAGAAGUACAAUGACAACUGGGAUGACAUUGCAGGUCAUGUUGGAACAAAAUCAAAGGCACAAUGUAUUUACCAUUUUAUUCGGUUGCCAGUGGAAAAUGGUUUGUUAGAGAAUGUUGAGAUACCUAAUGCACCCAUUCCAUUUCGACCACAAAGCAAUGGUUAUCAACAUUCAGAUUCCAAUGGCAGCACUUCAGGAGCUCCAGUUCAAAAUAUUCAACAAGGAAAUCAGCUUCCAUUCAUUAAUUCUUCUAAUCCGGUCAUGUCACUGGUUGCAUUUUUGGCCUCUUCAAUUGGACCAAGAGUUGCAGCAUCAUGCGCACAUGCAGCAUUAUCUUUUUUGACUAGAGAUGAUGAUUCCAGGGUGAGUUCAGAAGGCAUGCAUGCUGAUGGUAUGGGCAAUGGUACAAAUCCAAAUUUUCGGAACCACAAUGGUGCUUCACCAUCCAUUUCUCCAGAAAAUGUGAAACAUGCUGCCAUGUUUGGUCUGUCAGCAGCAGCAAUGAAGUCUAAGCUUUUUGCCGAUCAAGAGGAACGUGAAGUUCAAAGACUAGCUGCUACUGUAAUAAAUCAUCAGUUAAAGAGAUUGGAGUUGAAGCUGAAGCAGUUUGCGGAAGUUGAGACCUUGCUCUUGAAGGAAUGUGAGCAAGUAGAAAGGGUUAGACAGAGGAUUUCAGCUGAACGAGUCAGGAUGAGGUCAGCCCUAUUAGGUCCCACCGGAAGCGGUCUACCAGGGGGCAGUAGCACCAUGCCAUCAAAUCCAGCAGGCAUGAGCCCCAGACCAGUCGGUGUGCCAGGCUCCAUGCUACAGACCAGCAUGCCAGCCACAUAUGCCAACAACAUGCAGGGGCAUGGGCAUCCUCAGAUGCCUCAGAUGCUGUUCCUACACCAGCGACCGCAGAUGCUCUCGUUCGGCCCUAACCACCAUCAGUUCAACUCUGGCAUCCAGACUCAACCAUCACCACAGGCAUCAAAAAUCAUGUUCAACUCUGGCAUGCCCAAUUCGAUCGCUCCUAACCACCAUCAGUUGCUGAGAUCGUCUUCUGGAAACAAUUCUAGUGCAGGAUAG
This is a messenger RNA of Miscanthus lutarioriparius, 2547 nucleotides long. NCBI's taxonomy places the organism in Eukaryota, Viridiplantae, Streptophyta, Magnoliopsida, Poales, Poaceae. The record is from the annotation of a GenBank genome assembly.